GGCAGGCAGCUAGCUGAGGGCGGGACCAGAGAGCGUUGAGAGUCUCGGCUCCUUCCCCAGCUCUACUCGCUCUGGCUCCCGUCCAGGCUGAUCGCACCAUGAGCCGCUGGCUGCUGGCUGCCCUGGCCCUCUGGGCUGUGACCGGUGGGGACUCCCUGCCAGCCUGUAACUACCCGCCCAGGCUCUUGUGCAGCUCCUGGAAGAUGGCCGUGGCCUGCCAGGUGGAGAAGCAAUGCAUCAACUUCUACCACCGCCCCCAGGCAACUGAUCCUGUGUCACUGACCCUGUAUUACGAGAGCCUGUGCCCGGCCUGCCGCAGCUUCCUAGUCACCCAACUCUUCCCCACCUGGGUGAUGCUCAGUGACAUCAUGAACAUCACGCUGGUGCCGUACGGAAAUGCCCAGGAGAAGAACGUCAGCGGAAAGUGGCAGUUCGAAUGCCAGCAUGGCGAACCGGAGUGCAAGGGGAACAUGAUCGAGACCUGCCUGAUGUACCAGCUGAAGGACUUUGAUUGGUCUUUCCCUGUGAUCUUCUGCAUGGAAUCGGCGGGCUCUGUGGUCGAGAAUCUUGCAGCUUGCCUGCAGGUCUAUGCCCCAACUGCCCAGCUGGCUGAGAUCACAGCCUGCAUGACAGGAGAUCUGGGGAACAAGCUGAUGCACCACAAUGCUCAACUGACGGAUGCCCUCAACCCACCCCAUAACUACGUGCCAUGGAUCCUUGUCAAUGGGAAACACACAGACGCUCUCCAGGAGCGAGCCCAGGGUGCUCUGUUCAAGAUGGUUUGUGAGAUGUACACGGGUGAAAAGCCAGAUGCCUGCAAAGAUGGGGGGGCUGAGUCCCAGCUCCUAUGAAGACCCAGUCUCUCUGCCUGAAUUAACCCCCAGCCUAGGGCAGCUCCCUGCACCCCAGCUCUUGGCCUUGCAAUUGGGGUGACCAGACAGCCAGAGGCAGCAGGGGACCUAUUUUUGCCUGGUAUGAUGUCAGCUCUGGGCUCAUGCCCAGUAAACUCUGCUGCAGGUGGGGGCAGUUCAGUUGUGAGUGGGGGUUGAUGGGAGAAAAGGCACAAGAUGGUUUGAAUUUGGAUAUGAGAAUUUGAAGCAUCUCUUCACGCGGGGUGUCCAGCACCAGGAGCUGUGCUAGGGAGAGCCCAGCCUUGUAAUCAGGAAGAGCAGCAGCAGGAGCCCUGCAGAGGUCAGGGAGCAGCACCAGCUGGAGAGUCAGUUAAAAGAGCAAGUUCUGCUGGAGAGAGGCAUCUGGUCACCCUGACUCCAGUAGGCAGCCUGGCUGAGCAGCUUGGCAGCAUGGGCCUGGAAGGGCUUCCAGAUACCUAGGCCAGUGUAAGAUGUGUCAAAUACACAGCGUUGAAAGCGCAGGAGCAACUAUCCACAUCAGGGAACUCCCUGACCCACUCGGCCUUUCCCUCUCCAGAUCUCUGUCGAGAUGAAAUAAGGGAGGGUACAUUCCGGCUCACUCUCCGAGGAGCUGCCCCAUCCCUGGGCUGGAACCUGCGCCUCUCACAGCAGACAUUUCAAACCAGGAAUGGGGCCCCACACCUGCCCUGCUUUGCCCCGGCCUUAGGCACCAGCAUGACUGGCUGCAGAUCUUGCUUUAUGCUGCGCAGCUUUCUGGGUGCUGUGACCAGAGGGGGACAAGGCUUAAGCGCAGCAAAUCUUGGGGGACAUGCUACAUUUGCUUAGCUGAUUUGGUGACUGACACCUGACCCUUUGCCCGUACUGAUGCCUUAUGUGAACUAGCUCCUCCAAACACUGACAUCUCCAUAUCCUCCGCCCACUGGCCCCUCCAUGAAAUGGUUCUGUCACUAGGCCCCAUCCUCCUUCCACGCAAACAGACCAGUGCCUUGCCCUCCCCAGCCUGACACACGCUCCCUUCUCCUUGCUCUAAUUGUAUUGAUGUCACAAAUGCAGAUUCUUGGGACUUGGGAUAGAAAUGCCCUUCCUGCAAAUGAAUCUAUUGAGUAACUUCCUG
Molecule: messenger RNA, 1986 nt
Organism: Dermochelys coriacea (leatherback sea turtle)
Lineage: Eukaryota; Metazoa; Chordata; Testudines; Dermochelyidae
Gene: IFI30
Product: IFI30 lysosomal thiol reductase
Exons: 7
Coding region: 99-851 (250 amino acids)
Cellular component (GO): lysosome
Molecular function (GO): oxidoreductase activity, acting on a sulfur group of donors, disulfide as acceptor
Source: RefSeq, a predicted model, not a curated record